This is a messenger RNA of Bactrocera oleae (olive fruit fly), 1723 nucleotides long. RefSeq names its product tubulin polymerization-promoting protein homolog. The record is from RefSeq and is a predicted model, not a curated record. Gene Ontology annotation, molecular function: tubulin binding. Gene Ontology annotation, biological process: microtubule polymerization. Lineage: Eukaryota; Metazoa; Arthropoda; Insecta; Diptera; Tephritidae.
ACCAAUAACUUCAUAGAAAUUUAUAUUUUGUAUUGCCUCGUGUUCGAUGGCUAAUAUACCAAGAUUGCUAAGCCACGAUUUAAUUUAUUGAAACUCAUCUCACAUGAAGCUACAGACACGCAACCGUCAUUAAUAAUUUCAGUGCAAAGACGCAAGAUUUGGUAGAGAUUCUGUAAAAUCCCAUUCUACAAUAAACUUUAAAAAAUCUAGAGCCACCCAAUCAGUAACCGUAUACAUAGAGCUGAGCUAGGAAUCCCCGAAAAAGAAAUUUUUGUGCUAGCGAUUUAUUUUUGAGAGACCAGGUGGGUGCCACCCCCAGCUUGCGCCCCCUGCUACGCCUAUGGAUGUUAUGUAGCAAUAAAGAAACGAAUUUGAAAAAACCGAAUAAGGGUGUUGUUAUUGUUGUAAGGGCUGAAAUCAGAAUCAGAAGUAAUUUAGAGAAUGCAGCCGAGUUGACAGUCGUUAGCCGGAUGAAAAUCCAGGACCGUUCCGAUUACGUAGACCCGAUUGUCGCGGCAACGUAAAAAGGAAGAGAUCGUUAAACGCGUGCGAAUUCUUGUUCUAUUAUAUAACUCAUGAUAUUAAUAAGCAGAUCCACUAUUCUUAAUAAAGCCUUCAAUGUCAAAAAUAUAUUAAAGUAUAAUCUUCGUCACAACUGUUAAAUAUUGUAACGUGAAAUUCCAUUAUUGGAAAACAACUAAUAUUUAAAGUUUACCAUUCUACCGCACAGCUUUUCUGGUGUCUUUGUCAAUAGCUUUCCUUUCCUAAAUUUUAACAUAAGUAUGUACUUACAUAUACACCGAAAUAUUUACACAUGCAUAUGUAUGUAAGUACUUAUUUAAGUUAUGACUAUAUUCAACAUAGAAACGGCAAUAUAACAAACAAAAAUGGGAACACAAACGAGUAGGUAUCAAAUGUUUUGAAAAAAAAAAUCAAAUUACAGUAAAUACAUAUAAUUUGUGAAACAAAUUUAUACGUGUAAUAUCUCAUUUAUAUAAACAAAUCCAGUGCAAAAUUCGCAGUUAUAUAGUAUAUACCAUGGCCGACGAAGAUGAGAAUAAGCAAAAGAAGCAUACUAUCGAAAGUCUCUUCCACUUGUAUGCAAACAAUAAUAUCAACACCUUAGACUUGGAAAAUGAGAUAUACGAGACCAUAUUAUUGUCCCAGAUCGAUUUUUGGUUGGAUCAAGCAAAAUUAUUAAAAACGGUAUUCACGAUGACCGAAACUGGCAUGGCUUACAUGAAAUUCAAAAAAUGGCGUUUAGACUUUGAGGAAUUUUUGGAUUUUUUAAACAUGAUUUGCCAGGGUAAAGAAAUUAAGGUUGAUGACAUUAAAAAAGCGCUACUCGAGGCUGGUCCGCCUGGCGGAGGCACUGAAAUCGUUGUGGUGAAAUAAGGAAUUUAUAAGUAUUUAAAUAAUUAUUUAAUAUUUACAUAUUUAAAAUAACUGAUUUAACCGCUCAAUUCAAAGUAAUUUCUUUGAAAGGAUAUUGUCCGAGUGGACUCACAUCAUUUAAAAGUGUCACAUUGCUGAGCAUUUCGCUACCCCAUGCUAGAAGUGACAGUGCUCAGAAAAAUUCAAUAAAAUUUACAAUAAUUAUCAAUAUAUAUAAAAAUAAAAUAAAAGUUCCUUUGGUUUUUUCGCGUUUAUUUACAGUAUAUCGUAAUAAUCUAAAUAUAAUUGUAUAAGUUUCAUAAUAUUUCAUUUAAUUAUAUAGUUAAUA